AUGCUCAAUGAAUUUAAAACGAUUGAAUUUCCCAAUUGUGAUCCGGGAAAAGAAUAUAUCCAAAUUCUUGACUGGACGUAUCCAUCAAAGGUAGCGGUUAUACAACGAGAAAAGACCACAGACCCACGAGAAUGGAUGUUCCAUGUGACAGAAGAACCACCCCCUGCAAAUGCUAUACGAAUCACUUACAAGCCAGUUUUGCCCUUUACAAAUAACUACGAUUAUUUUUACAUAACAACAACUACGAAGCACGUUAUUAAACUUAACUUAAAAGGUUCAACAUUGGGACCUAUAGUAGUUCUCAAUACAGAAAAAGUAAUAUUCAACUGUAAGAAUGGUCAACCAAAGAAGAAGAUGAUCAGUAUCACAAACAAUGGUACGAUGGACGCCAUUUUCUGUUUCGAUAUUGACAAUAAUUAUUCUGACGUUACAAUAUCACCCUCCUAUGGAAAAAUAGGAAAGGGCAGUACUGUAGAGUUGUUGGUCACCUUUUAUCCCAAGCGAGUUUCUUUUGUCUUCAGAAAAAUAUUUUGCGUUGUUAAAUAUCAGGAACCAAUUUAUAUAACGAUUCGAGCCAAUUACAAGAAGCAGUCAGCAUUUAAGGAAUUCGACGACUUCAUAAAUUUUCAAGAACCAUUUCCCAAAUACCCCAAUAACUACGAAGCUUACAUACAAGACGUCGCCUCUGUGCUAUUCGUUGAAAAACCACCCCUGGUUUCACUCGACAGGAAGUACAUCGAUUUCGGAAUGGUUGACACUACGAAGGGUGGACAUAUUGCGUCGGAACAAUUCACAAUCACGAAUAAUAGCAACGUCACUCUGUGUAUAAUGUGGCUACUUGGCGAGAAAACUGUUUUUACCAUAGACCCUCCAAAAGCUGAAGUAGAAAAUAAUCGUUCAAUAUCCUUCAGAGCUAGAUUCAAGCCAUGUUAUCCCGAUCAACUACAUUCUGCCAAAAUCACAGCUGGAAUCUAUUGGGGCACUAACAACGAUUUCGCAGUACCGCAUUCCCUUUCCGUUGACCUCAUAGGUCAUACGUUCACAGUAAUGCGGACUGGAUGGGACCCUUUCUUCAAGUUCGUUGAUAAAGUAAUUUUGCCAGCGACGGUUCCGAGCACGCCAUGCUUUGGCACCUACAAGGUGCUGAAUACAGGACGGUUCCCGAUUAUGUUCAAGUUUAUUCCUCCUCAUAAAUCAAAUCUUAAUAUGAAGCCCCUCCAUGGUGUAAUAGAAGGAGAGGGCUUUCAAACUUUUGCUCUCAGAUUUCUCCCAGAUUGUAAAGCCGAUACUGCUUACACAGAAAAAUGGACUCUUGUAAUCAAUUUUUUUCAAAAGGUGGAAGUUCAGUUCUCUACAACUGCCGAAGAGCUAUUUCUGAUUUUUGGUGAUCGCAAACCAAUCAAAUUUCCUCAUACAAGCUUACAUUCCGAUAUAGCGAUUUCAGUGCCUGUAAAAAACAAUACACGGCUGAAGACAAAAUUCUGGAUGGAAAUCCAUGAUAGAGAAACUCCAUUUUACAUCGAGAACCCAGAGGAACAAUUUAUUGGUCCAAAUGAGCUAAUUCACAUAACUUUGCAUUUUAACCCACACAGUUACGGAAAAGUUGAGUCACACGUAGCAUUCGACAUGGAGUACGUGACCUCAUUUGGCCAGAAACAUUUAUCAUGCAGUAUUGUAAAGAUUAAGGGCGCCUGCAGCGAAGUUUCAUUGAGGGCCAUGCCGAACAGCCUCUACCUGGGGGAGACUUUGAUGAGCUGCUGGAUUUAUGGUACCUUCAAGAUAAAAAAUAUUGGCAAAUGCGAUGCAUUCCUUGAUACUUUAGGAAUGCCGCGCUCACACGGUGACGAAGACGUUAUUACAAAAGUGGAACCUAAGUCCUUCAUCAUUCCAGCAAUGUCUAAAUUAGCCGUGACUGUAGGGGUUUGCCCUCAUGAGGUCGGCUUUAAAAAGAUGAAGAUCGUAUAUUUUCUCUGCACUGACAAAACUCUCACGAAACACAUUGAAGACACCCCUACUUCACUGAUGACAUUUGAAGUCAAUUGCUCUGCUCCGAAACUCGAAAUCAUCGAUAUAAGAGUAUCGAAGCUUCAUCAAAAUUUGGCCAAAUAUUUUAUGUGGGAAAAGUUACAGAUCAACAAGUUAAAUGAGACUCUGGGACGACUGAAGUUUAUACCUGAAGACAAAGAAAAUUCAGUAUACAUGAAGCUACCAGUCGGAUCCCUCAACAAACCACCAUUACGUGUAGACUUGUUAGUAAAAAAUGUAAGCGCUCAUGAGGCACAACUUGACAUCGUUUUUGAAAAACUUUGCUCCUGUAAGCCUGUAAUAGAAGAUGUGAGCAUUAGUUUGAGGAGAACAGUUAUAAAGUGUCGGCACGAAGAACAGAUAACUUUCAUUUUUGAAAAACACGUGUUUAAGCCAAAAGAGGAAGGAAUAGUGACUAUUAAUUGUAUUUAUACAGAAUACAGCAAAAGAUCAUUCAAAUUUAUUCUGUCUGUGACAGCAACCCAAGAUCGGAAUAUCCGUGGUUACACAGUUCUAUGGGUUGAGAGGGUUUGUGGGAAGGCAGGUGUAAAGUACCUUGAUUUUAACCAACCUACUUCCUUAGCUACUACUGUCAUGGUAGACGUUUACCCGGUAUACGUUGGAGAUCCCUGUAAGCCAGAACAAGUCGUAUGGACAUACAAUAAUUUCAGUGAAGAAAUUUCAUAUGAAAUCGAAGAUGAUACCUCAGAUGAUCUUCAAAUUUUUCAAUUUCCUCACACCAAAGGAUUAAUAGCCGCAUAUUCAGCUCACCCAAUUGUAUAUAAAUUUAACCCAUAUCAAUACAAGACUUAUAUAAAGUCAUUCAAUUUAAUCACUCCGCAUGCAACUUAUGUGCUUCAUAUGAUGGGAGUGGGUUCAAUUUCCCCUUGCUACUGUACUUAUCCAAUGCUGUGUAAAGUGCCGUUAAUAUCCUUAUUCAAUGAAGAAACAGAAGAAAUAGAAAUAUCAAUUGACAACAUAGCUUUGAAACCUAUGCUACUCCAUUCAACUAAAGAAAGAAUGGUAUUCCUGAAAAAUAAUAUGAACGAGGCAGUGCAGUUUUCUUGGGCUACGAGAAGAUUCGGUGCUUGGUUUGAUGUAAAGGCUCUUCCUCAGGAGGGAGUGUUGAAACCAAACCAACUUAAACCAGUUCAGCUUAUAAUUCAAUCAUUAAGCAUUCCAUCAAGAAUGACCAUUUUUAUCACAUGCAAAUUUGUGUACUUUGAAAGAGUUCAAUCACAUACGUCCAAAGUGGAGAACAUACGAAAGUAUGGGAAAAUAUUUGAUUCUUGUUUCACACUAACAGAGAAGAGUGACUUUACUCCUGUUUACAUGGACAUCGGAGGUGGAAGUAAAAGUUAUCCAUUAUACUUCAAUAUUACGAUAUCUUUACACUCCAUCAGUGAACGAUUCUUAGAUGAUGUUGUACCAAACAGAAAACAUCAGAUGAGAAUUUUAUCACAAUCUAAAAUUGAAUCUAAAAAGAAUCUAAAGGUAGUAUUAACAAGAUAUGAAGCAGAUGUCUGCAUUGAUACAUUCACGAGAAUAAUUUGGGAAAUAUUGAAUAGAAACAUUUUUCUUGAAUCUGUAUCAAAUAUUAAAAGGACAACUUACUACAGAGAUAUAGCUGAUUCAGAAAAGAUUAUGCCUUUUAUAGAACCUCCAAAAAGUUUGAUCCUAAAUGUACUUAAUACAGCAAUAUUCAAAGGGAUAUUGCAGAUGUUUGAAAUUAAAUCAACUUGGUCAAAUACUGUUCCAAUAAUAUCUGAAGGUGACUGCGUAGAAAAAGAAGAAAUAGGAAAAUUGAAAAAUAAAUACUAUGGAGAUAUCAUAGAGCAUGGUUUUUAUCAUAUCGUGAGCUUGUACCUUGGAAGUAAUUAUUAUGGAAGAAAAUACAGUGAUGUAGGUCAUUUACCAAAACGAAUUAAAUUUUUAAAGACACUAAAAGACCAUUCAUAG
Molecule: messenger RNA, 3984 nt
Organism: Nezara viridula (southern green stink bug)
Lineage: Eukaryota; Metazoa; Arthropoda; Insecta; Hemiptera; Pentatomidae
Source: the annotation of a GenBank genome assembly